This is a messenger RNA of Dicentrarchus labrax (European seabass), 6338 nucleotides long. It is a transcript of the gene snx27a, whose product is annotated as sorting nexin 27a. The transcript is spliced from 13 exons. NCBI's taxonomy places the organism in Eukaryota, Metazoa, Chordata, Actinopteri, Moronidae. Gene Ontology annotation, molecular function: protein binding; phosphatidylinositol-3-phosphate binding. Gene Ontology annotation, biological process: signal transduction; intracellular protein transport. The record is from RefSeq and is a predicted model, not a curated record. Gene Ontology annotation, cellular component: early endosome. Bases 136 to 1827 code for a protein of 563 amino acids.
ACCGAGGGGCGGGUUAUCAACAACAGACUCGGUCUGUGGCGCUAACGUUACGUUACCGACGGACAGAGCCCGAGUGUUGUUUUGAAUUUGCUAGAAGACACCGACUGGAAGUGGGGGCUAGGGCCUGUGGAUAAGAUGGCGGAUGUAGAAGGCGAUGAAACUCGGUCGACUCUACCUUCCGCAUCCCGUAACGGUCCGGUCGUCGGUUCGUCCGCGAGCACCGCGGGCCAGAUCGCGACCAUGGUAACGUCAGGACCGCGGACGGUGAGGAUCGUGAAGUCGGAGUCCGGAUACGGCUUCAAUGUUCGCGGUCAAGUUAGCGAAGGAGGACAGCUCCGGAGCAUCAACGGGGAACUGUACGCUCCUCUUCAGCAUGUCAGCGCUGUUCUGCCCGGCGGUGCGGCAGACCGAGCCGGGAUAGCGAAGGGUGACCGGAUCCUGGAGGUUAAUGGGGUGAGUGUGGAAGGUGCCACCCAUAAGCAGGUGGUGGACCUGAUCCGUGCAGGGGAGAAGGAGCUGGUUCUGGCUGUGCUGUCUGUUCCAGCUCAGGAGGCUGAUGGAUUGGAGGGAGGAGAGGAUAUCCAACCCAACUAUGACUACAGUGAUAAGCAGGCAGUGCCCAUUUCAAUUCCCACAUACAAACAUGUAGAGCAGCACUCCGAGAGGUUUGUGGUGUACAACGUGUAUAUGUCAGGUAGACAGCUGUGCUCAAAGCGCUAUCGGGAGUUUGCCAUCCUGCACCAGAACCUAAAAAGGGAGUUUUCCAACUUCAACUUCCCAAAGCUUCCUGGUAAAUGGCCCUUCUCCCUGUCUGAACAGCAGCUCGAUGCACGCCGCAGAGGCCUGGAGGAAUAUCUCGAGCGAGUUUGCUCUGUGCGGGUGAUCGGGGAGAGUGACAUCAUGCAGGAGUUUCUCUCUGAAUCAGAUGAGAACUACAAUGGAGUGACAGAUGUAGAACUGCGGAUAGCCCUGCCAGAUAAGACCACCAUCUCCGUCAGAGUCCGCAAGAACAGCACCACAGACCAGGUGUACCAGGCGUUAGUGAUGAAGGUGGGAAUGGACACUAUUAUGGCGAGCUACUUUGCCCUUUUUGAAGUCAUCAACCACUCCUUUGUGCGGAAGCUGGCACCUAAUGAGUUUCCCCACAAGCUUUAUGUGCAGAAUUACACAUCGGCAGUGCCGGGGACUUGCUUGGCGCUCCGCAAAUGGUUGUUCAGCUUCCAGGAGGAGGAGUUGCUAAGAGACAACCCGCUGGCACUGCACUACUGCUUUCACCAGGCAUUGGAAGAUGUGAAGAAGGGAUUCAUAAAAACAGAGGACAAAUCCUACCAGCUGCAGAAGCUGGCAGAGCAGCGCAAGAUGGCCACGUACCUGAGUCUGCUGCGGACAUGUGAGGGCUACAAUGAGGUGGCGUUCCCCCACUGCUCCUGUGACUCCAGGAGGAAGGGACACGUCAUCACAGCUAUCAGCAUCAAUCACUUCAAGCUGCACGCUUGUACUGAGGAUGGCACGCUGGAGAACCAGGUGAUAGCUUUUGAGUGGGCAGAGAUGCAGCGCUGGGACACCGAUGAGGAGGGGAUGGCUUUUUGCUUUGAAUACGCCAGAGGAGAGAAGAAACCUCGCUGGGUCAAGAUUUUCACUCCUUAUUUUAACUACAUGCAUGAGUGCUUUGAGCGGGUCUUUUGUGAGCUGAAGUGGAGGAAACAGGUUGAGGAAGAGGCAUCUGACAAAGACAACAAAAACUGCAGCAACAAUGAGUAUCUGCCUCCUCUGGAGACACAGCAGAAGGGAUGGCGCCACCUAGGGGGGGAGAUUGCAACUUCCUAAAACCAUUCGUCAUCACUGAAACUAGAACUGGUCCACUUGCAUCAUCACAGCCACCCCAGAGAGCGCCCAUCGACAAACACAGAACUGAGUGACAGACUGAGGCGAUCCAUGCCCCGAAAAACAUACUGGAAGUGACCUAUUUGGGAAAUUGGAAUAGUCACACUUAAACGACCCCAGGGAUACACACAGCAAGAAGAGCAAUGAAGGAGAAUAAACAAAAGCCAACUUUCAUGUCAUUUACUAGAUCUCCAUAGCGUGUCUGUUGUUUUCCUCCUUGCAUCCGCCCUGUGAUAUGAGGCAGGACACGAGCAAAUUCUUGCCACUGGUUGAGACGCGACACAUACAGUACAUACAGUGUGUGACCAGUCAGGGUCACCACAGAGCAGCGGCACCAUUUUGCGUGAAGGGAGCACCGCACUGAAUCGCUACUUGACGAGGGAGCUGACGCGGGAUCCGAUUGUGACGGUUGGGUCCUCCCAACACGACUGGCUCCGUCCAAAGCCCUCGGAGUGGCCCUGGUCUGAUGAACUGAGCUGAGAUGAAAAUAAGAAGGGAGGGAUACAGAAAAUGGGGUUUUCACUUCUUUAACAGGUAGUGAUGAAGAAAGAAAGCAAAAUCAUGCUUUACACUGAUGAUGGACAUUAACACAAAAAUUAUGUUUUCUAUCUGUAAGGUCAGAAGUGUUAUUUCUUUGUUACAAAUGUAACUAACUGAAAAUGGAUGUUGGGGCGGGGGAGGGGGGGACGUGUCCAUAAUUAUGUGUAUGUUUAACAAUCUUACUUCUGAUAAAAUAUAGAUUAAUAUAAGAGCUAUAAUAAUUGGUUUCUUGAUCUAACACAAUGAAACACUAACUGAAUAGCAUUCAAGCUACUCUAACUAAUCUCCAUUCUUUACCUUGUCUUGUGGUCCAACCCACGCUACUUCAGAAUGACAAAUGUUGGCAAUCUGCCGUGAAUGUGUGUGUGUGUUUAUCCCCCUCGCAAGUGUUUUAUUGUGGUGAUUCUGCAGAGCCUAGAAGUUGAGUGGAAGAGGCUUUCUCAUUCUCAGCUCUGUGCAGGGAUGAUCUCUUGAACAAAAGGUUGAUGGGCCAAAGCGUUGAUGUGUUUGAAAUGGCACACAUUCUGCAUGAGGAAUCUGACAGAUUGUGAAUAUGAGGACCAGACAGGAGCGUUUUUGAGUGUACGUCUGUUGAGCUGCAGUUUACUGAACAGGCAGCAGAGAGCAGCAGAGUUUAACACAGAUUUAGUCAUAGGUUUUGAGCAGAAAUAGAAAUCUUCUCAGAGCUUCUUAUAGAGUGAUCCCUCGGGCUCUGUAACUCAUCCAGAAGUAUCACUCCACUGCAGUUUGUCCAUUAACCACGUCAGGAGGACAGGUGGUGUGUGUGCGAGCGUGUUUGUUGUACUGAGCAUAAAGUUGGCGACUGCAACCACAACCAUCAGCUCUUACUGCACCUUAACGAGUACAGUAAUAGUGCUGUGUGUGUGUAUGCACAUUACAUAUGAUUUACAAUUAACACAGAUUUUGUUUGUUUUUGAGCAUUUCAGUUUUUUUUUCACUCUAAGAUAACAUGUUUUUCUUUCUGUAGAUUUAAAACACUUACAUGCAGACAAAAAUGCUCCUGAUUUGAGACAAUGUGCGUAAAAGGCUAGUAGUUUUACCUCGGCCGAUUUAUUACAGACUCAUUCUUGUGCUUCAUUUCGCCUUCUGGCAAGCGACCAAAAACCCAAAACUGAGAGUGAUGUUGGUUUAUUUUUUAUUCACACUGACUUUUAGAGCACAAGUUCAAAUUUCAGUUUGUUAAAAGAUUUUUUUUUUUUUUUUUUUUUUACAGUUGAGCAUAGCUUUCAGGUCAAUAAAAUGUUUAAUUCAUGCCUAGGUUUAGUCAUAAUUUGCUUUCCGUCACUUACCUUGGAGCAUGUGUGCGUGCAUAUGUAUGUGGGUGUGUGUGUCCUCUAUGUUUAUCAUUGACAUUGCUGAUAAGCUUUUAGGCUGUGAUUGGACGUGUCUGAUGAGCUGUCGGUUUGAGAGCAGGCAAAUGAAGAUGGGGUUUUGUAUCUGUACGACAGCGGAGACGCCAGACAGAUGGAGACAAAUGGGAGGCGUCUCUUAUUGUCUCGCUAACAUUCACAGCCCGUCACAUGCUUUUUCUGCAUAACGCACACACAUCCCUGUCUCCCUGCUACUCUGUUUACAGUUUGACAAAAUUGUUAAGUGCAACAUUGUAAGAUGUUUUGUUAUUUGUCAUCCUGUGUUGACUCUGAGGGCAAACCUCAGUUAUAAGACAGACUAUAGCAAUACAUACCAUACUGUAGUAGCAUGUUGUGUGUUUUACACACACACCACAGGUAGCUGGAUUGAGAAUGAAACUGCAAUGUGCAGAUUGCUGGAUGGUCAUUUUGACAGCCAAAGUAAUAGCCAAUUCAGAGAUGGAUGACAUACGAAUUGGAGUUGUUCAAGCAUGAUGUUUCUUUUUUUUUUUCCUUCAUAAGAUGUAGAAGGAGAAGCAGAUAGAGGCUGAGUGAUUGUGUGUGUGAGCUUUUCUGUCCUCUGGUCUCCAGGUUGGUCUCCCCAUCAUCACAGGGGGAUGUGGUUGCCGUGGCAGCACCACGUUGGCUCAACACGCUCAGUGCAGCCUCUGUUCCUUUUAUUCCUGUCAGCCAACUGACUCACUCCUCCCAAUAAUGUAUUCAAAGCAGUGUUUUUUACUGUUUGAUGUUUGUUCUCUGUCCCUGUGGCUCAUGCUGCUGUGAAUAGGCUUUUAGAAAGCUGCAGUUUUUUUUAUAUUUUUGUGUUUCGGUUUGUCUCGUCUGCGCCAGGUGCCAUCUUACGCUCAGUCUCAGAGUCACAGGCAGGUGUGCAUCCUGUCAGUUGUCCUCCGUUUCGGCCGUCGGUGAGAUAAAUGUCAUAGUAACAGUGUUUAGGUGAAAGCAGAGAGAUGACAGGAAUGUUAAAUAGCACGUCUUUGUAUGGUCGGCCUGUGUUUGUCAGUGUACGCUGUGCUGUGGGGCCACCUGUGUUUGUGUCUGAGAUGCUGGACUGCCUUCGCGUGUGAGUGAAUGAAUAUUUACAGAAAGAGGCUUGAAUUUCACACAGGAUUUAACAGAUAAAAAAAAACCUCUGAUGGUACAGCAAACAUGGUGGCAGUAGAAUAAAAAAAUUAAUGUGUCCAUGUGAGGUUCAGAAAGUUCGUGUCCAUCAGAACCGCCACUGGAAUGCUCGUCUAAAUGAUGCUGUUGCUAUAGUAACACAUUGGUUUUCUGAGUCUCGUGCCAAAUCAGCACUGAUUUCCAUAACAUCGUUUGAGUGGCAGACAUUGUGUAAGAUCUUUUCUCUUCAAAUUCUACGGCAUUUCAGGCUCAGAGUCCAGUGUUCAAAGUGGCAUUUAUGAGGCUGCUCAGUCGUUCUCUUUCCUUUGACGCUGUUGGUUCAGUCAGAGCCGCUACGUUUGUCUCAUCAUCAGCGCUUUUAUGUAGACUUGAUGUUUGUCGACCUCUGGAACACGCGUCCGACUCUAGAGGGCAUUAGCUGCUGGCUUUCCCCAUUUCAGCUGACAUGUCCUACCCAUGACUAACGUGAGGGGUGGAUGUAAGUGUUUGUUUUUAAAAAGUGUUAAGCUUUGUGUAAUUAAUUUCUGUUCAAUGCUUUGAAAACACGGGGCUUUUCCACGGCAAGUAGUCAGUGACAUUAAUUAAAAACCUAAGCCUUGUUUGUCUGUCUUCAGCAUAACCUGUAAAUAGUUGUUUUAAAAAGAAAAAGAGAAUAUCUCUUGGACAAAAUGCACUCUUGUUUCUCCAACUCAAAACCUUUAUUUAUUUAAACAGAAAUUAUAAAGAUUGGAGAAAUUAUAGUGUACAAGGCUAGAGCCACCGUUGAUCAUUAACUUUGUGCGUGGGCAAUGGCUGUAUGGAGUAUUAGCUAACUACACAAUGAAACUGAAGCUGUCAAAAAUGAGAGUCAGUGUCUAAAGACAUCAAUUAACACCUGAUGCAAAACUAGGCUACAAAAUUGAGAGUUUUAUAUCUUAAACAACACAUGAGGGUUUACUAACCAAUAUAAGAAAAAGGCAAAAAAAGGUUUGAAAAUGUUGUGUAGAGUUAUAAAUUGUAACAAUAUUUUAAAUAAAGUUAUAUAUUGGGAAAAAAAAAAAGAAAAUCUGUCAGUCUGAAUUUAUUUACUCCCUCCAGGACAUAAAAUGAACCGUGAACUCAUUUUCUUUAUGUUGGCAGUAAUUUGAAUUUGCUUCCAGGGGGAUUUUUACCAGCUGUUAAAUGAUAAAGCACUCAGGUUGUGUUUAUCAAUGUAUGGAUUCUCUUCCUUUCCAGUGGGACCUGGCCAAUGUCAAGACUGUCCUCCUAUAAAAGACAUAAAGUGAUAAAGCAACAGCAGGGCUCAUCUGGGACCAAUUAACUUAUUGAAGGGAAAAAAAGAGUGUACUUAAUAAGCUUUUAAUGUCUUUAAGUUUGAAUUUGUCAAAAUGUUACAGCGAUGCUGAAUAAAUUGCUUUUAAUGAG